Messenger RNA from Felis catus (domestic cat), 1537 nucleotides. RefSeq names its product olfactory receptor 2S2. The transcript has a single exon. The coding region runs from base 91 to 1050 and encodes 319 amino acids. The record is from RefSeq and is a predicted model, not a curated record. NCBI's taxonomy places the organism in Eukaryota, Metazoa, Chordata, Mammalia, Carnivora, Felidae. Gene Ontology annotation, biological process: G protein-coupled receptor signaling pathway. Gene Ontology annotation, cellular component: membrane. Gene Ontology annotation, molecular function: olfactory receptor activity; G protein-coupled receptor activity.
GACUUGAUGGCAUACUAGAUGCCUGAGACUCUUCUCAAGAAAGCCUGAUGUGCUGCUUUUGUACUUUGCUGAUGACAGAAGGGAUAUCACAUGGAAAAAGCCAACUGGUCCUCCCCCGUGGUGGGGUUCAUUCUCCUGGGACUCUCAGCCCACCCAAGGCUGGAGAAAACGUUCUUUGUGCUCAUCCUGUCUAUGUAUCUGGUGAUCCUGCUGGGCAAUGGGGUCCUCAUCCUGGUGACCAUCCUUGACUCCCGCCUGCACACGCCCAUGUACUUCUUCCUGGGGAACCUCUCCUUCCUGGACAUCUGCUACACAACCUCUUCCAUCCCUCUAGUCCUGGAUGGCUUCCUCACUCCCAGGAAAACCAUCUCCUUCUCAGGCUGUGCCAUGCAGAUGUUCCUCUCCUUUGCCAUGGCAGGGACAGAGUGUGUGCUCCUGAGCGUGAUGGCAUUUGAUCGCUAUGUGGCCAUCUGUAACCCCCUGAGGUACCCUGUGGUCAUGAGCAGGUCUGUGUAUGUAUCCAUGGCUGUCAGCUCCUGGACAAUUGGUGGGGCUGCUUCUGUGGUACACACAUCCCUGACGAUUCAGCUGCCUUUCUGCGGGAACAACGUCAUCAACCACCUUGCCUGUGAGAUCCUGGCAGUCCUCAAGUUGGCCUGUGUUGACAUCUCCAUCAAUGUGAUCAGCAUGGGAGUGACAAAUGUGAUCUUCCUGGGGGUCCCAGUUCUGUUCAUCUCCGUCUCUUAUGUCUUCAUCAUUGCUACCAUCCUGAGGAUCCCUUCAGCUGAGGGGAGGAAAAAGGCCUUUUCUACCUGCUCUGCCCACCUCACUGUGGUGGUCAUCUUCUACGGGACCUUAUUUUUCAUGUACAGGAAGCCCAAGUCUAAGGAUCCCCUGGGGGCAGACAAAGAGGACCUUUCAGAUAAGCUCAUCCCUCUCUUCUAUGGGGUGGUGACCCCCAUGCUCAACCCCGUCAUCUACAGCCUCAGGAACAAGGACGUGAAGGCUGCUGUGAGGAACCUGGUGGCUCGGAAAUACUUCACCCAGUGAUGGAGGAGGGGUCCUCUGUGGUUCCUACCUCCAAGGGAGCAAGGGUUUUGAUCAUUGCAGCUGCCACUCAAAAGCCAGGUGAUGUUAACUGAAAUGAUCGCUUGCCCUCUAGUUCAUUUUCAGGGAUUGUGUAACUUUUCACAUUGUGUCUUCUGAGUUUUAGCCAGAUAUCUGAGAGCUUCAACAGAUGCCAGGCAAUAAAUCGCUAAUGUAAUGUACAAAGACAUUCUGAACACAUCCUAAAACCGAGGAGAAAGGGACCAUUAGAGCAAGCCGAAUAGCCUAUACUGUGUCCGAGCUACACAGUCAGUACACACAGGUGAGAGGGCUCUCACAGCAACUUUUUCAUCCCUACUGGACUCCCCAGGACAGCCAGGAACAAGGAGGAAGUGGACAUUUUCAUUAUUAGACUCAGUUUGCCUGAAAUACUAAGAGGAGACAAAGACAAGGUCUCCACACAGAGGGCUUUUGAGUGGAAAUAAUCUAG